Messenger RNA from Struthio camelus australis, 5196 nucleotides. NCBI's taxonomy places the organism in Eukaryota, Metazoa, Chordata, Aves, Struthioniformes, Struthionidae. The record is from RefSeq and is a predicted model, not a curated record.
CUCUGGUCCAAGCCAUCUUCAACCGUGAUAUAGAGGAGGUGCGGUCCUUGCUGAAUCAGAAGGAGAAUAUCAAUGUAUUGGACCAAGAAAGACGAACACCGCUGCAUGCUGCUGCCUACAUAGGAGAUGUUGCAAUCCUCGAGCUCCUAAUACUGUCAGGUGCUAACGUUAACGCAAAGGACACUGUUUGGCUGACCCCAUUACACCGCGCUGCAGCUUCUCGUAACGAGAAGGCACUUCACCUCCUCCUGAAGCACUCGGCAGAUGUCAAUGCCCGUGACAAGUACUGGCAAACGCCUCUGCACGUCGCUGCUGCCAACCGGGCCACCAAGUGUGUGGAGGCCAUCAUCCCCCUGCUGAGCACCGUAAAUGUCGCGGACCGCACGGGCCGCACGGCACUGCACCAUGCCGUGCACAGUGGCCACCUCGAGAUGGUGAAUCUGCUGUUAAACAAAGGGGCCAGCCUGAGCACUUGUGACAAGAAGGAUCGCCAGCCCAUCCACUGGGCAGCUUUCCUAGGGCAUUUGGAAGUUUUGAAGCUGCUGGUGGCCCGAGGUGCUGAUGUGAUGUGUAAGGACAAGAAGGGCUACACCCUGCUCCACACUGCGGCAGCCAGCGGCCAGAUUGAAGUUGUGCGACAUCUGCUGAGGCUGGGAGUCGAGAUCGAUGAACCAAAUUCCUUUGGUAACACUGCACUUCACAUUGCCUGUUACAUGGGCCAAGAUGCCGUGGCCAACGAGCUGGUCAAUUACGGCGCCAACGUCAAUCAGCCUAACGAGAAGGGCUUCACGCCUCUGCACUUUGCUGCCGUCUCCACCAAUGGGGCCCUGUGCCUAGAGCUUCUUGUGAACAACGGAGCUGAUGUCAACUUUCAGAGUAAGGAAGGGAAGAGCCCUUUGCACAUGGCUGCCAUUCACGGACGGUUCACACGUUCGCAGAUCCUCAUUCAGAACGGCAGUGAGAUUGACUGUGCUGACAAAUACGGCAAUACCCCCCUCCACGUUGCUGCUAGAUAUGGCCACGAGCUGCUAAUUAGUACUUUAAUGACGAAUGGUGCUGACACUGCAAGGCGUGGGAUCCACGACAUGUUCCCUCUGCACUUAGCUGUUCUCUUUGGAUUUUCAGACUGUUGUCGUAAGCUACUUUCCUCAGGUCAGUUGUACAGUAUCGUCUCCUCGCUGAGCAAUGAGCACGUGCUGUCCGCAGGCUUCGAUAUCAACACACCUGACAACCUCGGGAGGACUUGCCUCCACGCUGCUGCUUCUGGAGGGAACGUUGAAUGUCUUAAUUUGCUGUUGAGCAGUGGUGCUGACUUGAGGAGGAGAGAUAAGUUUGGAAGGACUCCACUGCACUACGCAGCUGCCAACGGCAGCUAUCAGUGUACGGUGACGCUGGUCACUGCCGGAGCCAGUAUUAACGAGGCUGACUGUAAAGGCUGUACCCCCUUACACUAUGCUGCUGCUUCGGACACGUACAGGAGAGCAGAGACUCAUUCAGGAAACAGCCACGACACUGAUGAGGAGCCACUGAAGGAGUCCAGACUGAAGGAAGCGUUCUUUUGUUUAGAGUUCUUACUGGAUAAUGGUGCUGACCCAUCCCUCCGGGACAAGCAGGGAUAUACUGCUGUCCACUAUGCAGCUGCGUACGGCAACAGGCAGAACCUUGAAUUGCUCCUGGAAAUGUCUUUUAACUGCCUGGAGGAUGUGGAAAGCACCAUUCCAGUCAGCCCUUUGCACUUAGCUGCCUAUAAUGGUCACUGUGAAGCCCUAAAGACACUUGCCGAAACCCUUGUGAACCUCGACGUGCGGGACCACAAGGGGCGGACAGCGCUGUACCUCGCCACGGAGAGAGGCUCCACGGAGUGUGUGGAGGUGCUCACUAGUCAUGGCGCAUCCGCCCUGGUGAAGGAGAGGAAGAGGAAGUGGACACCUCUCCACGCUGCAGCUGCCAAUGGGAACACGGAUUCCCUGCACCUCCUGAUAGACAGUGGGGAGCGGGCAGACAUCACUGACGUCAUGGACAUCCACGGCCAAACCCCGCUGAUGCUGGCGAUCAUGAACGGCCACGUUGACUGUGUCCACCUCCUUCUGGAGAAGGGAUCCACAGCCGACGCAGCGGACAAGAGGGGCAGGACCGCCCUGCAUCGAGGGGCUGUGACGGGCUGUGAGGACUGCCUGGCUGCCCUGCUGGACCAUGAUGCCUUCGUUCUGUGUCGGGAUUUCAAAGGCCGGACCCCGAUCCACUUUGCGUCGGCGUGCGGGCACUUAGAAAUCCUGAGGACCCUGCUGCAGGCAGCCCUCUCUACUGACCCUCUGGACUCUGUGGUGGACUACAGUGGUUACUCUCCGAUGCACUGGGCUUCGUAUAGUGGGCAUGAAGAUUGUCUUGAAUUGUUACUUGAACACAAUCCAUUUGCGUACCUAGAAGGAAACCCCUUUACUCCAUUGCACUGUGCAGUAAUUAACAACCAGGAUGGCACUGCAGAAAUGCUGGUGGAAGCAUUAGGUGCCAAGAUUGUUAAUAGCAGAGAUGCCAAAGGAAGGACUCCCCUUCACGCUGCUGCCUUUGCAGACAACAUCCAUGGUUUACAGCUGCUUCUGCGCCACCAAGCUGAGGUGGACAUGACUGACAAGCUGGGGAGGACUCCCCUCAUGAUGGCUUCUGAGAACGGGCACACUGCAGCAGUUGAGUUCCUGCUGUACCGAGCAAAAGCAAAUAUAACUGUGCUGGAUGUCAACAAGAACACAGCUCUUCACCUGGCCUGCAGCAAGGGUCAUGAAAAGUGUGCCUUGUUGAUCCUGGGGGAAACCCAAGACCUUGGCCUUAUCAAUGCAAGUAACAGUGCUCUCCAGAUGCCGCUCCACAUUGCAGCUCGCAACGGACUGGCCUCUGUUGUCCAGGCUCUGCUCAGCAGAGGUGCCACUGUGCUGGCUGUGGAUGAAGAAGGUGGGUACUCCUCGUGGCUGGCCGGGGUCGCGUUUGGUAACUGCGGCAUGCCAGCCAAAACCGCAGCCUGCGGGGCCCUGCCCAACGGCAGCACUUGCCCCUACAGCAAGGACCGGCACAAUGCCAUCGGCUUAGACGGCUGUUACUCGGAGUAGCUUAAACUAUGGGUGACCUAAUAUCUUAUUAUAUUUAUUUAGAAAUUCUAUAAAUAUAGGGCACUUUAAAGGAGAACAAGACUGGGCAGGCCUUCUAGCGUGGCCGGAUAAGCCAAGAGUUCAGAGCUUCCUCUUCUUGCUUGAUUGCCAGUGGGGUGCCAAAGCUGUUAAAUUGAAUUAAGGAGCAGCUGGUGGUCCUGUUCCCCACCCCUGCCUCUCCCACGUCCUCUCCCCUGGGAGCGCACGCUUCCACCCUGCUGUCGUGAUUGCCCUGACUGCAGGACCGGAGACGAGUGCUGCAGGCUUAGGGCUGAGAUGAGGCAGGUACUUGGAGACUUGCCCCGACUUCUCUUUGGGGUUUCCUGUUGUUUUAUUUUGUUUAUAAGGAACUUAAAAGUUUCUAGCUUCCUCUAGCUAGCCAGCUCCCCUUUAGGAAUGGCAAAGUGGGGUUGCCCUCCCAGUAAGUCGAGCCCUUCCCUGCUGCCAGGGCUCCUCCUGCCCUUCUCUGCAUCUCAUAGUGGCCUGGGAGCUGCUUGUAGGUUCACGCUGCUUUCCCUCGAGCAGCAGCUUGGCUUUUUCUGUGGCCAGAAAAAAUUGAACUGAGGAAAAAAAAUCAAAGCUUAAAAAAAAAAAAAAAGAGAGAGAGAAGGCAGUGGGUUGGGACCAUCCAGUAGCCUGGAGAUGAGAAGAGCAUUUGGGUCCCAGCCUUCGGGGUGGAUUGAAAUUGGUUCCAGCCUUCCCCAGUCCCCCAUCCCAGCCUCCCACCCUGCUUUGCCUUCGCUAUAGCCCUGCGUGCCCCCGGGGCUGCGCGGGGGGAGGCUGCCGCGUCCCCCCUCUGCCCCGAGCACUCGCUCCGUUCGUUCCUCCGUGGCACUGUCUAGCCAGACCGGGAAGCCUGAACUCUUGGUAGGAUGGGGGGGACGGGGGUACUGGGGAAUUCGAUGCUCUUGUGAACGCUGGGGUGGGUGUUAGCUCCUGGCCAAGUGCCACUGUAACUGCUCCUCUAUCUCAAUCACACUUUUUUCACGCUUAUCCUUCGAUUCCAAUACAAACACUUGAUCAAGAUCUACUGUACCUGGGACACUAAAAUAUCCUUUUGGCAGCUGUCAUUUAUAUGCAAAAACGGGUGCUGCUGCCCAACCCGGCGGUCUGCUCGCCCAUGGAUGCGUUGCUGGAACCUCCCUCCCUACACCAGGCACUUUAGGGAUUCUGUUGGUUUUUUUUCUUGGCAAAACGUUGGAUCCUAAGAAACGAUUCUUUUUUGAAUUUUCGUUCUCUGUAUUGCGUGGCUGUUUCCAUGCGAGAGUCAGUGUUGCUUUUUUAAAAAAAAGUUAUUUAUAAAGAAACGAGCAUUUACCUUUAAAAAAACAACAAAAAUCACAAAAAAAAAAUCUGAAAGUUUUAGCCUUUUAAUAAGGAAAAAAAAUGCACUUCAAAGUCCUUAUUCACAACCCUAAGUAAGUCUGUGUUUAUUUUUCUAAUGCAGCAUCUUGGCAAGUUUUAUUAGCGUGUGUGUAUGUGGGAUCAUUGUUUUUGUUUUUGGAUUUUUUUAAUUUUAAAAAUCAUAUUUAUAAUGCAGGUUUGAAGCAUUCGAGAACGUUGCACUGUUUUUGAUUUUUCUUUUUUUUUUUUUUGUUCUGAAUUACUGUAACAGUAUCAUGUGCAAAAAACCAAUACUCUUUCACCAUAUCACAAGUCUGUUCAAAGCCAAAGACUGGGAAGCAGAGAAUGAGAACGGGCUGACAGGGCAUGAAGUAUUGAACACGUCAUCUUUUCCGCCGACCUUCUUUCCUUCCCCAGCCUUGCUGGAAGGGAGGGAGCGCUGGGCUGGGGCCGAGACGCUGGUCCGUGGCCACCCCGGAGGUGUCCAGAAUGAAAUCCGUGGGAGCCAGGCUUUGGACUGGGAUGGGGAGAAGAAUCCGUUAAAGGACGCCGCUUUCACGCCGUCCCCAUCGUGUUUGCUCUGCCUGACACCUCCGGUGGCCACGCACCGUCUCUUGGUCCAUAAGACUGUUACAGGAACGUGCGAGCCACGCGUUUUGGCUCUUCUAUGUAGUGUUUAAAAGAGGAAAAAGCAUUUCUGUAACCAAAAUAA